GGAGCCUUCGGAGUGCUGGGGUCAGCAGGAGCUGACCCUCUGCUGCAAUCAGAGCAGCCUUUAAAGUCUUACUUGUAUGGUUGGACUGAACUGGAAAAUGCGCUUCUGCUGAAGAUCCUGAGUUGCCCAAUGAGAAAAACGGAAUGGACUACUCAGGUCUAGAAGAAGUGCAGCACGUGGCCCCAUAUCAAAGCCUCUAUGAAAACCUGGAAGAAGAGGUACAUACUAUACAGGAGUCAUUACAACAACUGCAACAACUCUUGACAGACCUUCCCCAUGAUAUGCUGGAGGACAGUGGAGACCAGCUCUCCAGCUAUUCAGACUGUAGCAUUCAUGAGAGUGAGGAGCAAUCAGUUGAGCCUCAGAAGCCUGAUGGACGGUGGAAUGAUCAUCCAUUGAUCGUUGAUCCUCAAAACAAACAUACUUUGACUAUUGAAGAACUGAAAGAAAAUGAGGAAAAACUGAAAAACUCAAACCUGGAUCUCUGCUGUCAGAUGAGAAAGAUUGUUCAAGAUUUUGAUGAGAAUAAGCAAGAAGCGCUUGACAGGUGUGAAAGAACUUAUCAGCGACAUCAUGAGGAUAUGAAAGCCCAGUUUGAGAAAGAGUUGAUCGAGAAGUAUGCUGCAGAAAACCAGCAGCUUCUACAAAGUCACGAAGAGAGGGUCUCGCAGCUGAAGGCUACCAUAGAGGAGCUGAACAGAGAGAUGACUACGGUGAAGGAAUGUUACAUAGCGGUCUGUGGUGAGAAGGACACCUUGGAAGCUACUUUAAAGCAGAAAUUUGAGCAAGAGCAGCAGCUGAAAGAAGAGAAGCUCAAGAAAUGGCUUCUAGAAGAAAAAGAAGAGUCUCUUAACCUUCUGAGGAGCAAGCUUGAAGAGAAAUACAGUGAUUCUAUGAGAGCAGCAAAGCAGCAGUGGCUGAAAGAAAAAGGAGAGCAGGUUGAAAAGGAAGUCGCGUUAGCCAAAGUCCACUGGGAGAAGGAAGAAAAAAAGAAUAUAGAACAAGUCAUUGGAGGGAUAGAAGGAGAAUGGCGAAAUAGGCUGGAAGAAAUGAGAAGAACUGUAGCUGACUGCAAUGACUGUGGCAGCCAAACUGACAGAGUGACAGUAGUGGAUGAUGCUUCAUUCAAAGAGUUAGCAAGGAUCAUUGCAGAUCAGAAGCUGCAGAUCGAGAAGGCUCUGAAGGAAAAUAUGUCCUCUGAAGAGGCCUUAAGAGAAUUUGAAAUAGAACUGGAAAAUAAAUACUGUAAACACCUUGCCAUCCAGGUAGAGGAAGCUUUAACCCAAGCUCGUGACAAGUGGCUGCAAGUAUUAAGAGACCUCAGAGAGUAUAAAGUAAAUGUAAAGACGGAAGAAGAAAAAUGUGAAAGGGAACACCAAGGGACUGCAGCAAAACAGUUAGCCCUGAUUCUCUCAGCUGCCGAAGAGAAGUGGAAGAAAGAACAUGAGAAUACAGAGAGGUCUGGAGCAAGAAUGAAAGAACUGGAGGAAAAGGUGGUUUCUCUCAGGAAGGAGUUGGAGCUAAAGAAAGAAGAAAUGCCUGCGGCUAUCAAAGCAGAACUAGCCAGAGCCCGUGCUCAGUGGAACAAAGAAAAGCAAGAAGAAAUCUUGCGGAUACAAGAGCAGAAUGAGAGAGACUACCGUUUUUUCUUGGAUGACCACAGAAACAAGAUUAACGAGGUACUUGCCACCGCAAAGGAGGAUCUUGCAAAGCAGAAGAACAGUCUCUCCGCCCAGAAAGAGGCGGAAAUGAAGAUGUUACUAGACCAGAAGCAGCGGGAGUGGGAGGCGCAGGAAACAAAGAGACUUCAGGAUGAGAUCAGUCGUUGUGAGGAGAAGAUUCUGGUUGAGCUUGAGCACUUGUUGCAAGAAGUCCAUGAAGAGCUAGUUGAGUGCGCAGCUAGUAAGUGUUCCUGGGAGGACAGGUGUUCUGAUGCUCCCGAUCAAUUAAAUAAUCGAUGCAAAGGCAAACUGAAGGCAUGCUUACAGAAGGCCUACAGAAGAACAGUUCACACAAUUCUGGAAAAGGACAAGCAAGAAUGGAAAGAGAAAUAUGAAGAGCUAGUGAGUAGCGUCAAUAAAAAUGCAUACCCUAGCAUGCCCCGAGGCACAGGAGAAACUGGAGACCUGGCGACACCUCCUUCGUACGGCAUUGGUCAGCAGGCAGAAACACAAAGAAAGCCGAGAAGAUGUCCACCCCUGCAGAGAACUGGAACAGAUGGAGGAAAUGAGAAGUUUCUUGAAGCUCUAACUGCCGAAAACUCUGAGGUGAAGGCUAAACUGAGAGACCUGGGAACACCGCCAAGGUCACUGUCAGAUGGAGGUGUCUCAAAACCCUGCACGUCCUGCUGCCCGGUGAAAGGGCUGGAAGAAAUGCGUGCUCUGUACAUUACAACCGUGAGCAAGAUUAAGAGUGAUAUGCUUAAUUAUAUCCGUGGAAGUAAGGAGAGGGCUGCCGCUAUGAUUAGAGUGGAGGUUUUAAGAGAGCGCCAAGAGACAGCACGGAAAAUGCGGAAAUACUAUUUGACGUGUCUUCAGCAACUUCUUACUGAUAAUGGGAACUAUGAAGGAGCUGAGAAGAAAAUAAUGAACGCUGCCAGCAAGCUUGUUACAAUGGCUAAAGGACUUGAAACGCCUCUUCGACACACAUCCCAGAGCAAAACUACCCGCUCAGCUCUGCUGCUAAAUUUUGAUCUGCCAACCGGAGGAGAGUACUCAAAAAGAGAUGGCCUAUCUCAAAGUCGGCUAAACCGCAUGGAAAGCAAAUCUUGUGGCAAAAGUAUUACCGAGAAAGCUAAUGAUAAAGUUGUUCAUAAGUUCGUUCCUCGUGACUUGAGACAGCAAUUUGAUGCAAUGCAGGCUGAAACACAACAUAUGCUUCCUGAAACAGAUGCUUCAUAUAUUCAGAAUGGGAAUAAAAGUUAUAAAUAAAAGUAAAUAAAAUCUCUUCAACAGA
This is a messenger RNA of Cygnus olor (mute swan), 2955 nucleotides long. Its product is annotated as centrosomal protein of 152 kDa-like. Gene Ontology annotation, cellular component: centrosome. The coding region runs from base 144 to 2930 and encodes 928 amino acids. Lineage: Eukaryota; Metazoa; Chordata; Aves; Anseriformes; Anatidae. The record is from RefSeq and is a predicted model, not a curated record. The transcript is spliced from 17 exons. Gene Ontology annotation, biological process: centriole replication.